This is a messenger RNA of Talaromyces rugulosus, 849 nucleotides long. RefSeq lists its product as uncharacterized. The transcript has a single exon. NCBI's taxonomy places the organism in Eukaryota, Fungi, Ascomycota, Eurotiomycetes, Eurotiales, Trichocomaceae. The coding region runs from base 1 to 849 and encodes 282 amino acids. The record is from RefSeq and is a predicted model, not a curated record.
AUGAAGAAGGAAUACGUUCUACUAGCUAUGGGCCUGGCUGCCCUGGUGACCGCUCAGCCACGUUACGACCGUCGUGGAGAUUUCUGGCCUCCGUCUCCCCCUAUAUCAACUCCAUGUGAUACUCCUACUAUCUCUCAACCACUGCCUCCCCCAGUGUCAACACCAUGUGAGACUGCUACGCCGACUGUAGUAACUCCUCCUCCACCCCCAGAAAUAACACCAUGCGAGACUAAUAUCUCCACUUCCGUCGCUCCUCCGCAAUCAACAACACCAUGUGAAACCGCUACCCCGACGGUCGUUACUACACCCCCUCCAGAAUCAACACCAUGCACUACCAUCACUUCAACCCCACCGCCAGUGUCAAAUCCAGAGACCACUGUCACUUUAACCUCGCCAUGCGAAACCAGUACACCUCCAGAGACAACUACCUUACCUCCAACUACACUUCCCGUCGUCACAUCCAGUCCGCCCGUGAUAAUUAUCAGCACUUCGACUAUCACUGAAACUGCCCCUUGCACAACCUCCACAGCUUCACCUUCUCCUCCGUCUCCUCCGCCACCAGUGGUAUCUACGAGUGCUAUCAUCGUUGUCCCUCCUCCUAACUCGACCACCACUACACCCAGCCCCCCUCAACAGGUCACCUCCACGCAAUCUAAUCCCGCACCCCCUGUCUCUUUUUCCUCUGUCCCCAUCAUUCCAUCAGCUCCUUUGACCACUAUACCAGGGACCACCCCGGCAGCUACAAUCCAGACUAGCCCUCCGGUCUUUACCGGAGCAGCCUCGAUUGUUUCUACAAUAUCAGCGAGUUCUAUAGUGGCUGUCUUGGUGGCACUUCUUGCCGCGUUCUAG